GGGGGGUAUCGGCCUCUACCCUACGCCUUUCAGUUUCCGCGGGCGGACUGGCCGGCAGUGAGAAGGGUGUGACUUCUCGAGGGGCUGACGGAUGUUUUGCAGGAUUGUAGUUGAUGCAGAGUUAUCUGAGCACCCUCCCAGGCCUACGUUACUCUGGAGAUACUUUGCUAAAUUAGGCCUUUUCUGCAGAUGGAGGAAUUGGAGCAAGGCCUGUUGAUGCAGCCAUGGUCUUGGCUACAGCUUGCUGAGAACCCCCUCCUGGCCAAGGCUUAUAUCACCAAGCAGGGCUAUGCCUUGCUGGUUUCAGAUCUUCAACAGGUGUGGCACGAACAGGUGGACACAAGUGUGGUCAGCCAGAGAGCCAAGGAGUUGAACAAGCGUCUGACUGCUCCUCCUGCGGCUUUUCUCUGUCAUUUGGAUAAUCUGCUUCGCCCAUUGUUGAAGGACACCGCUCACCCUAGUGAAGCUAUCUUCUCCUGUGAUCGUGUGGCAGAGGCACUGAUCCUACGGGUGCGGAGUGAACUCUCUGGUCUCCCCUUCUAUUGGAACUUCCACUGCAUUCUAGCUAGUCCUUCCCUGGUCUCCCAACAUUUAAUUCGUCCUCUGAUGGGCAUGAGUCUGGCCUUGCAGUGCCAUGUGAAGGAGCUGGCAACAUUGCUUCGGAUGAAAGAUCUAGAGAUCCAGGACUAUCAGGAGAGUGGGGCUAUGCUGAGCCGAGGUCGAUUGAAGACGGAGCCAUUUGAAGAAGAUGCUUUCUUGGAACAGUUUAUGGUAGAGAAACUACCAGAAGCAUGUAGCAUUGGUAAUGGCAGGCCCUUUGUCAUGCAUCUGCAGAGUCUGUAUGUAGCAGUCACCAAACAGGAGGUACAAGUGGAACAGAAGCAUCAGGGCACUGGAAAUGCUGAGACCUCAAGCAGCUCCUCUCCUCAACCUACUGAUAACCAGCUUCCGAGUCAGCCAGAACAGCCAGUCUCCUCAGCACCAGCCCUCUCAGUGCUCGAAAAAGAGCCCCUGGGUACUUCAGGCCCUACGCAGAGAACUCAGCUGUCAAAGGUCAAGAGGAAGAAGCCACGGGGGCUCUUCAGUUAACCUGUUGUGGCUCAGCUGCUGAGGAUGUACCAGAAGAAUAGUUCCCAAACAUCACAUGGAAAGGAGCUCACGUGGCAGUUUCUCUCAAACAGACUUACAAUCAGAUGCCCACUAUCAGAACAAGAAAACUAAGCUCAUGGUGACAGGCUUCCUGAAUGGGGACUGUUAAACAAGGAAAGCAUGGCGCCAACCCAUGGAGCACUGACCUUCCCGGGUAGUGUGAAAGCCAGUCUCUGAGAUUCAGUCUCUUUUGGUGGAGGUUCUUUAGGCCCAAGGCCCUACCUUAGAUUUUAGGAUACAGAGUAAGUCUGCAAAAAGGAAGAAUGUGUCCAGGAAGCCUGUGUGCCUCUCUCCUGAAUCCCUAGCCAGUCCAGGUGCUCCUCAGAGACCCACUUCUCUCUUUAGCAUGGAAUAAAAAGCACACUCCUUGUGUUUGAGAUUACAUAUCUGUGGAACUUGUAACCCACCUCACCUCACUUGUUGUCCUCUCUGAGUCCUCAGUCCAGUCCUUCAAAUUCAUCUUAAGUUUCUCUGUUGUGGUCUGAGCUAAGUCUCCAUUUCAGAAGCUUUGAUCUCUAGAACUCUUUGCAUGGUGAGCACAAGACAAGAUACACUGCUACUCUGCUCUGCAAUUGAAUGUGUUAAACCACAGUGUGGUACUGAAAUUACAAAGAACUUUGAGCUCUAGGACCAAGGUAGGUUCCCAUGGGUAGAAGAAAAAGGAAUUUGACUUUCUCAUUCUCCACUCCUUUAGAUAAUAUACUAAGUAGAAGAACUAGGAUGUCAGAGAAUAGGAAAUAACCCAAGAGUUCCCUAGGACAGCAAAAGUGGCCUAUAAAACUAAGAAUGCCUACCAGGAAAGAGUCUGAAGGCAUAGGAGACAGUCAAGGUCUGAGACAGUCACCUCUUGAACACCCCAGGACUGGCAUAGUCCCUUGACCUUCUCUGCCAGGUCUUUCUCUAUUAUAUCAUCAUCUUAAACUUCACCUUAAAGAGAGAGGGAUCAAAGUCAACCUUAGACUGGGCAUCCCAGCUUCUUGGGAGGCCAAAGCAAGAGGAUCAUAAGUUCAAGGGCCACCAGUUCACAGGCCUGCCUGGGCAACCAAGUGAGACCCUGUCUCAAAAUAAGAAAUAAAAAGGACUGAAGAUGUAGCUCAGAGCACUUGCCUAGCAAGCACAAGGCCCUGGGUUCAUUCCCCAAUACCACACACACACAUGUGCACACACACACAAAGUAGAACUCAGAUGUUCACUGGGAAUCCUGCAGUAGCGGGAGGGGUAAGGAACAGAAUGCAGAGGCCUUCUCUGGUGAGUUUACUUUUGCUGACCUCCUUGUCUGCAUAUUCUCUCUAGCGGGAAUUGAUGUUUCUGCACUGAUGUAGCCCACGAAGAGAGGACCAUUCAAAAAUAAUAAAGUACUAGUUAUUAUAAUAAUAACAUAAGUAAUAAACAGCUACUGUUUAUUAAGCCAUUAAAGUAUACCAAGUAAUCUGUCUAAUAAGUGCCUGACAUUGAAUCCUCACAAUAUCUGAGGAAGAUACUGUUAACCCAGUAAGAAAUUGAGUCUUGAAGUGAUUGAGUGACUUAUCAAAGGUCAUGCAGCUAAGAAUUUGAAGAAGAAUUUGAACAAGGACAACUGAAUUCUUAACAGCAUUAUUACAGACAUGCUGAAAAUACUUAUCUUUUCAUUUUUGUUUUACAAACUGGGAUUGAGCCCAAGGAGGCUCUACCACUGAGCUAGAUUCCCAGUCCUUUUUAAUUUUUAUUUUGAGAUAGUAUCUAAGUUGCUAAGGCUAGCCUUGAACUUGUGAUCCUUCUGCCUCAGCCUCCCGAGUUGUGGGGAUCACAGGUGUGGACCAUCACACCCAGCUCUGAAAACACUUUUUCCAGGACCGCUGUUGGGUCUUCCUCCAAUCUUGUGCUCACUCACCUUUAUCCUGUGACCCUGCCUCCUUCCAUGGGAUGCUCACCUCCUGUGGGCAAUUCCAGGACUCAUGCCCUGCCUUUUCUUGCCAGCAGUUUCUGAGAGAGCCAUGAGGCUCAUCCCAGUUACUACCAAUAACUUUUCUUUACCUUUAGUCCAUAGUGCCCCAGGGCAUGUCCAGUAGUAAUGACUAUAAUCAAAGAGAAUUGGAAACUCUGUGAAAAUAGUCCAUCAGCUGGGUCACCUUGUUCUUUACUUUCUUUUAGCAUUAAAUCAGAUAGCUAGAUUUUGGGGUCUACAUAGUAUAAGACCACAUGGGAAAUGGAGGCUUUGCCAGCAAGCUUGGAAAAAAUAGGAGUUCUUCACUCUGGAUAAUCCCUUUGCCUAAGAGCAAAUUCUCACGCAGGCAUUUUUAAUCAGUGGGAUGAGGGGCCUGUGACUUCCUUAAAAUUGUAAGGAAAAUCCUUAAAGUAUAACUUCCUUCAUGUUCAUAUAAGAUGACACGACUUUUUCAAAAGGUUAAAUAAGCAUACGCCUGGGAACCUUCCUGUUCACUACCCUUGUAUUCCCAAAGGUUGCUCCCUCCUUGAGGGCAUUGCUUAAAUGCAUCCUUAGGGAACACCACUGCUAGAGGCCCUGCCUUGGGCAUCCUUGCCUUAAAGCCCUUAACCCCGAGCUAGGGGUGAUGGUUGAGAAUCAUUCUUCCAGGGAAAUCCCUGCUUUGACAAAUUGGCCUAGCCAGGCUGUAUUCCAGCCCUGCCCCUGGCUUGGGCCCCUCCCUGAGGCCCCCAGCCUGGCCCAACCCCCACUCCACAUGCACAUAAAAGGGUCGAAUUCUCGUGGCUGCUCCAUAAAUUUUAUUCCGUAAAUAUUAGUUUUCCCUGUGUUUAAUAAAGCAGUGGCCCACCUCCCCGCCUACCCGCCUGCUCCCCGGGGCCGGGGCUGGGGCCAGGGCUGGCUGGUGGGAGAAGGGACUCUUUCAAUUGCUUUGGAGUAUUUUUAGAAAAAAAAAUAAUAUAAGGUGGUUUACACGAGCAAGCCAGCAAACCAGGAGCAGGACUUGGGACCUCGAGGAAGUUCCUGCAGCAACUCGAUCUAAAAAGUAGAGAAAUAGCGCCACCUAGGUCGCAAGGUCUACUUGGCCUUGCAGGCUGGUACCAGGGCAGUCAGCUAGGACUGGCAUGCUCUUUUCUGGGAGAGAAAUCCUCCUCUUCAAGCUCCAGCUGGGUAGCUCCAUCAUAUCUCAUGCCUUAUGGGACUCCUUUCUCAGCAACUCUUAAAAGCAGAGGCCAACUUAGGUUCUGAGCAGUCAGUCCUGCCAGAGCUUUUCUCUUCUCCCAGAUCAGGGAGUGUUUCCAGGGUAUGGUAAAGUUACUGAGAUGAAGGAAGGAAGCUUCUAGUCCCCAUCUUCCCCUGAGACCUGAGAAGCUAGCCCUGGAAUUCCUAGGGCAUAAGAUGACAGGGAAUAAAGUCUGUGCUCCUGUGCUCUGGAUGGUAGUCUAGCCCAGUCAGACCAAGAUCCUCCAUCAGCUUGCUAUAGGGCACCUACCAUGGUAGGCUGCAGGACACAGGGGAAGGAGAGAUGCCACCCCUUCUGAUACUCAACCCUGCUGCCUUUUGCUUUUAUCCUGUGGUACAUUUGUACACUUUUGAUUUCCUUCCUGUUCAUUUAAGCCUUCCAUUUCUCAAGUCCUUCCCUUCUCCCUAGCUCAGUUCUGUUGGGAGAUAUAUAGGGGCCCUUGGUUACUCUAUGCAAAGAUGGUGGCAGGAGUGGGCAGUGCUUUCUCAUUCCUGACCUUGUCACCAGGGACAGUUUCUUCUCUCCUUCUAUUUUGUCCCUCAUUUUCUCCUAUUUAAACAACCUGGGAAGAUUUGUGCCAAAGAGUUUAGGAAGCCUAAAUCCUCAUAGUAAUCCUCAUGUGGUGAGCUCACUCUGAUCUGUCCUGCUUAUUCCUCUAAUGUAAUCCAUAUUAGCAGGCACAUUUGUGAUUUUUUUUUUCAUUCUUUUAUUAGCUUAUAUUCCAUGAGGAGAAGAGUAAGUUUUUAACCCUAACACAGAAAAUAUCACUGUGGUGGUAUUCCAGUAGAGAACAACUUAGCAUUAGCUAAAUUUUCAAACAACCAGGAUAUGUUUUUUCUGUGCUUUUCUCUGGAGUAGUUUCUGUCUUUUAAUUGUCCUGAAGAAGAAAGUUUCAAAAGGAGUAAAUAACAUGUUGCAAGGAAACCACCGAACUCAGUGCUCACGAACCGUGUCACUAGUCCCUGUUACCAACAUCCAUACAUGUUAUGAGCUGAUAAAAUUGUACUGCAUUAUACUGGGCCCUGAGAUGCAGAGGGAAAUGUGGGAAGAGGAGGGAGCUCACACUUUGCAGGGGUGUUUCCCAUAGGGUGGGAUCAUCUGUGACUCCUAGGAAGCUUCUAGAGGAUAUUCAUGGCCAGGGCUCCUUAGAUCCCUUUCUUGUUCUUCUGACCAGGGUCACAGAUGAUCCCACCCUAUGGGAGGGUACUAGCAAGGGUACCAGGUAGCCCAUCUGUGUGUUAGGAAGAGGGACCCUAGGUAUUCCUUCUCUAUUUGAGGAGCUGGAAGGUCAUCCAUCUCUCAGUCUUUCAUCCCAGAACACUUUUAUGUGUACUUUUCCAUCUCCUGAGACUUUCUUUAUGGUCAUCCUUUAUGUAUCCCCUUAGUUUGGGGGUCUCAUUUCCCUACCCUGGUGCCUGGGAUGUCCUAUAGAUAGCACCAAAGUAUUCUAACAUGCUUACUCUUCUGAGCUGGUAAGUUCCACCCCCACUCAGUUUUCUUAUCUGGAACUCAACAGAUCUUUUGCUACUGUUCACACCCUUGGACCCCUUUGAAUGUAGUGCUGGCCCCUAGUCACCCAACUCUCAUGGAUUCCUAAGAAUCUGGACCAGCCUACCAGGGGAACCCGGAAGACGCAUUGAAAGAAGUCCAGGGUGUGGGGAGCACACAGCCUUUGACUCACCUGGGAAGAUUGUGCCAGGAUUACUUGUCCUGCUGGGCCAAGGGCCAGUGGUUAAAGGAACAUGCAAUGCCAUGCUCUCACCUCUUUGCUUUGGGGUCCAAAAUAGUGGCAGGGUUAGAAUUGGGGAGUAGGGCUUGGGGGCUGCUGGGAGUCCCUUCGGAAAUCUGGGUGUUGUAUUUACUUUUUCAUAUUGGCAGCUGGAAGGGGAAGCCCAUCCCAGCUCGGCAUUGUUGUCUAACGUGGUUAAUCAGAUCCUAUAAUCCUGCUGUGGAAAUAUUGGGCCUCACUCAAAACAAUAGAGACCGAGAAUAUUGUAGUUAAAUUUCAACCAACUGCCUCCCUGGCCUGUUUGCCUAACCCCUACCCCCCUCUCUAGGGCCAGAGUUCUCCCAGCUUUAUGGACCCCUGAUAGGAUCGACAGCUGGUCAGAAAUCGGGAUGGGAGAGGGGAGAAUGGAGUAGGGGAUGAGAGAACCCCUUGACUGGCACUCCAUCCUGCCUCUUCCUUCCCUUCCUAAGCCUUGAAGGUGGACAGGAGAUGGUAAAAGGGGUUGGAGCUGGUAGGGAAGCCCUGCAGGUGUGAUUCUUAGCUCAAGGGUCAAGAAUAGUACUGCUGGGAAUCAUUGGUGGUAAAGAGAUCUUUUAUUCAAGACAUAAAAAGACCUCCGCCAUGUGAAAAGGAAAGAUUGUCAGUUUCAUUUUAUUACUGGUGUCUGGUGCUUCCAGGGCACAAAGCAAUACCAAUUGGUCCUUGUCACCCAUGGGAGGAAUGGGAAGGCACUGGUUGGGUGAGAUGGAGCUGGUAAUAAAGAUUUUGUGUCAUUAGUAACUCAAUAACAGCAAUAUUACUACUAAUACUCUGAUGAUAUAUGAAGGUGAUACUGAUAAGGCAACCUGAGUGCUUUUCUGGUGGUCGUGAUGUCCAUUGUGUUUAGUAAGUAUGAAUUAAAUGUGGCAAAAUAAUUUAAAGAUUAAUUAGAAUAGCAGGACGAAAGGAAUGGUUUGUUUCAGAAGGAUAAGCUGUGUGAUUUUGAAUCAAAAAAGAAAAAGAUGCCGUGUCUGGAUUAUGCUAAAGGGGAGAUUGAACUGUGACACCUUGAGCAAGAGGCAGGAAAGGUUCCUCCUGCAGAUGCUUCACCCAGACUAUGAAGUGGCCACCUGUGAAUUUGUUCUUGGCUGUGAUGCACCCAAGACACAGGGACACAGCUUGCAGCCAUGUUGUUUUGGAGGCGUCACUAGCCAAGGAGGUCAAGUACAGUGAGGCCCCAGCUCCGGCACUCUGGACUAUUGAACGGUCAAAGUGUACGUGCGUUUUUAGGAUUUGAAGACUGAAAAUAGCAGAACAGUGCCAAAUGAAACUGUAUUAAUCUGUCUCCAGAGGGGGAGGGUGGCACAACAGCAGAAAACCCUUGAGGAUGUUCUCACUAGGGUGCUCUGUGAUGAUCCAGAGACUGGUGUGGCUCCUGUGGGUCAUUCAUCAAAGCCAGCGUGAAGCAGGGACUGAACUUUCCACCCAGAGGACAUCUGGGAAGCAGUUCCUCGAUGUGAGAAUCUAAGACAUAUGCAAGAUUCUGGAUGAGAAUCCCUAAAGUAACUUCAUGGCAGUCAUUGACUGGGACUGAAGCAGGUAGAGAACCUGAUACCAAAUGAUCUAAAAAUGAUGGAAAACGUUUUAAAACAUAAGCAACAGGAUAGUGAGUGGGAAAAAUUCGAUGAGAAGAAAGAUUCCCACUGAAGCCCCAGAAAAUGAGCUAUAUUGAUGAAGGGGAAGAGGAUAUAGGAAGCCAAGUUGGUUGGUUAAACCUCAUGCUGUCAUAGACUUGAAUUGCAAAUGAGAAAAUCUAAAGAGAAAAACAUCACUACAAAGAAAUUCGAAAGAAUGGCACAGGUUUGUAGGCAGUGUUAGGAAUACAAGUUCAAAAACAUAUUCGACAGGAAACAGGAAUAAUUAAACAUGUAUUAACUUUAAUCCUGUUAAUUGAGUAAUUAUUCCCUGGCAUCCCCACCAACAAAGGUGCUCUGCUGCUUUCUAAAUGGCCACAAGGACAUACUCCCGUGUUCCACAAGCCUACAAUACAAAACUGAUACUUAAAGAAAAGACUUUGUGCCCCAAAUUUCAAGUGUAUGAAAUAGAAAGUGAGAGCCAUGACAAUGGUCUUUUUUUUUUAAGUUUUAAAGAAUCCCAUGUGUAAGUACUAUUUUGUUACCUACUCUUACUGAACUAUGCUGCAUUUGUCCAUAUUUAUACCUCAGUAUAUACAUCUCUUUAAAGGGUAAAUUAUCUUGCCAGGUUGGUGGCACACAUGUAUAAUCCUAGCAACUUGGGAGGCUGAGGCAGGAGGAUCUCAAGUUCCUUGUUAGGCUCAGCAACUUAGCAAGACCCUGUCUCAAAAUGAAAAAAAGAACUGGGGCUCAGUGGUAAAGCCCUCUGGGUUCAAUCCCCAAUACCAAAAAAGAAAAAGAAGGUGGGGGUGGUAAAUUUUCUUCACUCAGAGUUUUAUAAAUGUUGGGAAAACACCCUUGUGAUCAGGAAGUAGAAAGUCAAGGUCACUUACUCCAUUUUCUCUCUUAACUUUAUCUUCUUCCAUCGCAACGAUCUCUUUGUCUUUCUCUAACAUGCCAAGCAUGUCAGGGCCUCUUUGAUCUACGCAGUUCUGUCUGCCGAAAAGUUUCUUUCCCUAGAUACCUGCUGGGGCAAAACCUUCACCUCUUUCAGGUCUUUGCUGAAACCAUACCCUUUCAAAGAGUUCCACGCUGACUACUCCAGGGAGCAAACUACCUGUUGACGUCUCUCCUCCCCACCAGCUGCUGACCCCCCAUCCUGCCCCUUUGUUUCACAUGUUUUGCUUGUGGUCCCCCUUAUUGCCUUUUAAUGCAUUCUAUGUCUUAUUUAUUUUUAUGUUUGUUUUUAAUUGCUAAUCUCCCCACCAGAAUAAAACUUCAUGAAGACAGGGAUCUUUGUUCUUUUGUUACUAAUUUUUUUUGUUUGUUGUUUUGGUUUUUUGUCUUCUCACAUCCCAAGCACCUGAAACGAUGUCUGGCAUUUAGUAGGUGUUCAAAAUGUUUGUUGUUGUUGAGUGAAUAUGUAAAGAAACGUUAACAUGCAAUCACACACGCACACACACACACACACACACACACGCACACACACACCUUCUCAUACCAAAAAUUUGUGGUUAUAAGUCAAUGUAGUCUUUUCGGA
Sciurus carolinensis (gray squirrel) is the source of this 9195-nucleotide messenger RNA. It is a transcript of the gene Nhej1, whose product is annotated as non-homologous end joining factor 1. NCBI's taxonomy places the organism in Eukaryota, Metazoa, Chordata, Mammalia, Rodentia, Sciuridae. Bases 190 to 1089 code for a protein of 299 amino acids. Gene Ontology annotation, molecular function: DNA end binding. The transcript is spliced from 8 exons. Gene Ontology annotation, biological process: double-strand break repair via nonhomologous end joining. The record is from RefSeq and is a predicted model, not a curated record. Gene Ontology annotation, cellular component: nucleus; DNA ligase IV complex.